Molecule: messenger RNA, 6038 nt
Organism: Marmota monax (woodchuck)
Lineage: Eukaryota; Metazoa; Chordata; Mammalia; Rodentia; Sciuridae
Product: galactoside alpha-(1,2)-fucosyltransferase 2-like
Exons: 1
Coding region: 187-1038 (283 amino acids)
Biological process (GO): carbohydrate metabolic process
Cellular component (GO): membrane
Molecular function (GO): galactoside 2-alpha-L-fucosyltransferase activity
Source: RefSeq, a predicted model, not a curated record
CUCUCUCUCCCUGCAGCCAAGGGGUUUGGAGCCACCUGCCCAUCCCUCUCCACCUUCUACUUCCUUUUUGUUGUCUUUGUGGUGUCCACCAUCUUCCACUGCCACCGGCGCCUGGCUCUGGUACCUGCCCCCUGGGCAUAUUCAGCCCAGGUGGUUGUGGUCCCCAGACACCACCCCCAGGAGGGCAUGUUCACUAUCAACUCCAAAGGCCGCCUGGGGAACCAGAUGGGCCAGUACGCCACACUGUAUGCCCUCGCCAAGCUCAAUGGGCGGCCCGCCUACGUCCCCGCGCAGAUGCACAGCACGCUGGCCCCCAUCUUCAGGAUCACGCUGCCCGUCCUGCACAGUGUCACGGCCCAGAGCGUCCCGUGGCAGAACUAUCACCUCAAUGACUGGAUGGAGGAGCAGUACCGCCACAUCCCGGGGCGCUACGUCCGCCUCACGGGCUACCCCUGCUCCUGGACCUUCUACCACCACCUGCGCCAGGAGAUCCUGCAGGAGUUCAGCCUGCACGAGCACCUGCGCGAGGAGGCCCAGCAGUUCCUCCAGGCCCUGCAGGCCUUGCAGGCCUGGCGGAUGACCUUUGUGGGGGUGCACGUGCGCAGGGGGGACUACAUUCGUUUCAUGCCGCAGGUGUGGAAGGGCGUGCUGGCCGACAGAGGCUACCUGCAACAGGCCCUGGACUGGUUCCGAGCCCGCUACCGUUCCCCACUCUUCGUGGUCACCAGUGACGACAUGGCCUGGUGCCGGCAGAGCAUCGACAGCUCUCGUGGAGACGUGGUGUUUGCUGGCAACGGCCUUCAAGGCUCCCCCGCUAAGGACUUUGCGCUGCUCACACAGUGCAACCACAGCAUCAUCACCGUGGGCACCUUCGGGAUCUGGGCCGCCUAUCUUACAGGUGGGGACACUGUCUACUUGGCCAACUUCACCCUGCCCAACUCCCCCUUCCAUAUGGUCUUUAAGCCACAGGCAGCUUUCCUGCCAGAAUGGGUGGGCAUUGCUGCUGACCUCAGACAGGCCCAGCAGAGCAGCCUCUAGGCCUGCUUACCCCUCCCUGCCUGGGCCUCUGGGGUGAGUUGUGGGGGAGAUUGCAAUUCAGAAUGUUGGAGUCCACGUGGUAUUUGAAUUUGCCUUUUCUACUUCAUAGCUGAGUGACCUUGGACAAAUGUCUUCAUCUUUCUGUGCCUUAGUGUGGCACCUUGAAGAUGAACGCAGGCAGAACUUAGCAGUAAUACAUGAGAAUCCACAAGUUCAUGUAGGGCUCUUGCUUAUGAAUCGUGGGAUGUGUGGGUAUGGGAAGGUCCUGGUUGCUGAGGGCCAGUGGAUCACACCCACUCACCAGGUAUGUGGCCUGACUAGUGCCUGGAGCGCUCUCACACGGAACCUUACUUUGUUGCAGCACUGGUAGCAUGGAAUCCCCAUGUUCCAUAUCAGAUCCUAGGGCGUUCCGUGGAGGCCAUUCCUGCCCUGGAGCUCCAGGAACUCAAGGCUUUGCAUCCGUGGGCCUUCCCAUGAUGGAAUGCAAGGGAUGGCAGGAUGCAGUACUGGGUCUUGGAGGUGUCCUCAGUGGGGAGGCUGUUCCCUUGCAGGGCGGCCGAUCCAGGGCAAGAAUGCCUCACCUUGGCAGCCCCGGCCACAAAGACACGGGGUGCACAUUGCCAUGGAUGACAGCCUGACCCCAAAGGGCUAUGGAGACUAGACCAUGGCCAUCUCAGCAGCUGCCUACAGACACGGUGACUGGCAACAGAUGCCUCACCCCUGCUCUGCCUAAGCCCCUGGGACCUCACUGCCACUCUGAGCAAUCCCAGCGUGGCCUGCCCAGGCCUGUCUUCCAUUGCUGUAACUGAGGGUCAUAGACUGGGAAGAUUAUAAAGAAGGCAGGUUCUCGAGGCCUGAAGGCCUAUAAUAUAGUGCUGGCAACUGCUUGCAGCUGGGUCAUGACAUGGCAGGACUGAAGGUCCUGGCUCAGGUCUGCCCUUUUGUGAAGCCAAGGUCCCCUGGGAUUGGCCCUUUGUCCUGUGACCUCUUACCUCAAUUGCCUUCCAAAGGUCCCACCCCCAGGCUCAUAGCAAGCUUGAAUUCCCCACUCUCCUCCCUCACAAUAAGGAGUAACUUGCCACCCAGAGUCUUGGUGGGGACAUUCCAACCAUAGCACAGACAGAAGUGGGGUUAGGUGACUACACAGCUGGUUUUCCUGUAUUCAGUGUUGUUUUUUUUUAAUAGGAAUUUUAUUUUUACUUUUUUCCCAUACAUAAGUUCAGUGUAUUUUAAAACAUGGAGAUGCCAGAAUGUUAUUGGUGUAAUGCUCCUUUGUGGGUAUUUUAAAAAUCAUAACAAAAUCAUUUGCAUUCACUUAAAAUUCCUACCAGGUGUAGGUGCCCUGGUUUAGGGACCCUCUCUGUCACUCUCUUUCCUGCAUGACACUGUCUCCAGGGCUCCUGCUGUUUGACUGACCAUUCUUGGGCUCACUUCCAGAGCCCAACCCCUCGUCCCCAUGGAGUGCUAAUGUGCCUUCUCGGAGUCAUCUUGGGCCUGGCUCCUUCCUUCCGUCCUUGACAGGGCGGUCAAGGUGUGGCGUUGGCUAUAAAGUGGCUUGGGCACGGCAGGUCUCUGCCAGCUCUCCCCUGCCAUGUGGCAAAACACCCGGAGACCUGGUGCUUAAGACACGGACAACACUUGCUCUCUCGCAGUCUCGGGGGCCGAGCUGUGCGGCUGUGUCAGGCAGCCAGGAGAUGGCCCUCCAGUGUUAGCUGGGCCAGGGAUCUGCUCCCGUGGCUGGAGGGUUGGUGCUGGUCCUGGACAUGACCUCUGCCAGCCACUUGAGUGUCCUUGCAAUGUGCAGCCAGUUCCUCCAGAGCCAGGAAGCUGCAGAGGCCUUGGUGACCUAGCCUCAGAGGAUAUACUGUCACCCCUGCCCCAUCUAUCACUCCAGACAGCAGCUCCGCCUCCACAUGGGAGGGGACUGCACCAGGGCCUGUAUCCCCCAAGUGGAGGUGGGGUCCUGGAGCUUGGUGACUCAGCACACCCCGGCUCAAGCCACAGAUACCAAUUGUCUUAUAGUCAUGGCGGACAGAAGUCCAGGUGGAGGGUGAGCAGGGCAGCUCCUCCCAGGCCCAAGGCAGGAUCUGUUCAGGCCUCCCUCCUCGUCUGUGUUGUCUUCACAUGUCUCCUGCUGUGUCUUCACAUGAUCUGCCCUGUGGGUGUGUGUCCUCAUCUGGUUUCUUAUGGGGACACCAGGCUGGAUCAGAGCCCACCAUAGCAACCUCAUUUAAUUACAUCCCAUGACCCCAUGCUAAGGUUCUAGGGGCUGGGGCUUGAGAUUUUGUGGGGAUACAAUCCAGCCAUAUGGUGGUCUUCUGUGAUUCCUAGCUGAUUCCCUAGGGUCCCCUUCCCUUUUCCCUUCAUCCUCUCAGGACUGGCCCUCGGCAACCAGGAUCUUCCUCACAUCACCCUUGUGGAGAGACUCCAGCAGGAGGGAACAGGAAUCUGGGGUCUUGACCCCUGGGUGAGGGCUGUGCCCAGAUUCCCCCCCCCAAGUAGACGCCCAUGUGCCACCCCCUGCUGACUCCUCCACUUCCUCCACCUUGCCGCAUUCCUAGAGGCCAAUCGAUGGCACCUGUGGCCCUAUGGCCACCUGUUGUGUUGGGUCAGCAGAGUCCCGUCCAGAAGUGGGGCAAGGAGGGACAACAGGGUUAGGUUAUUUGGUCUCCCAGGGAUGGUCACCACUUCCCGCGGUCACUGGCCCUCUGGAGCUGUGCUACCUCGCUGGCCCGCGAUCCAACCCAGGUGGCCCAGUCUGAGUGUUCCUUCUACGUGGAUCCUUAUCUCACAAAAUUCCCACGUUGACAUUUUUACUGGGACACUGAAAUCACUGGGAUGAUCUGUGUUGGCUCACUGAGAGUGAUGCAGACACAUGGCAUUUCUUGCAGACUCACCUUGACACAAAUGGAGCUGGGGACGUUCUGGGGCAGGGAGUCAAGUGCCACUUCCCUGCUCUGGUCUUUCCUCUGCAUCCUGGGGGUGAUGUGGGUGAAGAUCUGGGAGCCCCAUCGUGCAGCCUCCUUGUCUUGGGCCCUUUCUGAGGGCUUCUGCCAGGAGGGAGUGGGACAGAGCAGGUCCCAUGCUGGCUACUGUGGGCUGGGCAUGUCACUUGUCAUGUGGCACUCAGCUCUGUGUGAUCUGGACACAAAGGGCCCCACUCUGUUCCCUGCAUGUUGGGUGUUGCUCAGAUGAGGACGGCCACAGCUUCUCUUUUAUAAAAGCCCAUAGAAGUUGGCAAACUGCCAAUCAUAAGUUGCAUUUAUUCAUUUGACAAAUAUUUACUGAGCUCCUCACCUCACUUGCAAGUUCCAAAGCAGAAGCUGGCCAGCGCCAAGAAACCACUCCUGUCCCUCGGCAGAGGGGCAGGAAGGAAGCCAGCAGGAUAGGUGCCACGUAGGUUCCCCAAGCCACCACGCCCAGCUCCUCAGAUGGCACUGAACCCACAAUACGUGCGGGUCACGGGCUGAACUGUGCACCCCACCCCGACAUUCCUGUGUUGGAGUCCUAACCUCUACUACCUCAGACAGUGUGACCUAAAUUGGAAAUAGGGUCAUGGCCAAUGUAGUAGUCGAGACAAGGUCAUGCUGCUGUAAAGGGGCCUUGGUCCAUUAGGACCAGGGGCCACCCAGACACACAAAGGGGCAAAUGCCACAGGUUGACAGGGGCAGGGGUGGACUUCUGGCAUCAAGAACUGUAUGAGGAAUGCUUCCUGCUGUUCCCAGGCACCCAGUUUGUGUCGCCCUGUUGUACAGGAGCCCUGGGGAGUGGAUAGAGUGUCGUGUCUGCCAGCUGAACGUUGAGACCCCCCCAGAGGGCUGGUGCAGUGUGAGGCCCGGGCUCCAUCCUCAGCUCCGCACAUAGAGACACAGGUGAGAGACUAAAUUUUCCCUUGGCCUUGGCCCCAGGCCUGGGUUCUGUCAGGGAGUCAAGCAGAGAGUGGACCCGGGAAGCUGCCAGGAGCUACGUGGCUGUGGCCCCGGAGUGACCUAGCAACAGAACCCCUGCUUCUGAAGUCUGAGUAGCUGAGAAUCUCAGAGCCCACUAAGGUGGCAGAGAGAACUGAACCACCCCAGCAGGGGUCUGAGGGCUCAUUCCAGGGGUUGAGCCCAACCGGAAGUGGACGGUGGUGUACAUCUCCCUCUGGCCCCCUUUACCCUGAUGUUGAGUUCAGCUGGAACUGGAACUGGAAGAGCUGGGGAGGCGGGGUUCACUGGCUGCGUUUCCUCCCAAAACUUAGCAGGACGCUCACGAGAUUUUCAGACUUAUCACAAGAAUUUUUUCCUCCUUUUUCUUUUCCUCGGUGCUGGGGUGGAGCCCAGGGCCUUGGUGCAUGCCGGGCACACGCUCACCACAGGCCUCAUGACCCUUGAGGCCCCUCCUCAUCACCUGGAGGGUAAAUCUCCUUAGUCCACUCCGCCCCGGCGGCGGUGGCUGGUGUGCCAGGCCGUGGUUAAUCCUCCUGGCCGCCUCAGGCUCCUACGCUCAUCAGCCCGUGAUUUGGGGCAGGGACGGUGCCUCCCUAAGCAUUAGAACAGUGCCUGGCCAGACAUGUCCGGCAGGGCAAAUCCGCAGAGACUGCAAGCGGUUUGGUCUGGUGUUAUGGUUUAGAUAUGAGGUGUCCCCCAAAAGCUCAUGUGGGAGGCAAUGCAAGAAAGUUCAGAGGUGAGACGAUAAAGUUGAGACGCCUAACCCGUCCAGUGCAUCUGUCCACUUGAGUGGACUCACUGGGUGGUGGCCGCAGGCAGGUGGGGUGUGCCUGGAGGAGGUGGGUCUCUAGGGGCACUCUCCCUUCCUCUUCUCACCCCUUCCUGGUGGCCUUGUCCUGAGCUGCCUCCCUUCACUACAUUCGUCUGCCAUGACGUCCUGCCUCACUGUGGGCUCAGAGCAAUGGAGCCAGCCAUCCACUCAGACCUCUGACGCCAGGAGCCCCAAAUAAACUCUUCCUCCUAAAAACCAUUCUUGUCAGGCCUUUUAGUCACAGCGACGGAAAAUCUGAC